Messenger RNA from Trachemys scripta elegans, 4008 nucleotides. RefSeq names its product laminin subunit gamma 2 (gene LAMC2). The transcript has 23 exons. NCBI's taxonomy places the organism in Eukaryota, Metazoa, Chordata, Testudines, Emydidae. The coding region runs from base 103 to 3693 and encodes 1196 amino acids. Gene Ontology annotation, molecular function: extracellular matrix structural constituent. The record is from RefSeq and is a predicted model, not a curated record.
CUUCCUGUGUCGGGAGUGACUCAGGUACAGGAGCUGAUAAAACCACCUGAGAAGAGAAAGCGAAGCACACUGGAAAGCCAGCUGCAAGCUCCCUGCUCUGCUAUGGUGUAUUGUGUAUUCAUGCCUGGAUCCCCAGAAAUGACUUUGCACUGGCUGCUAACCUUGAGCUGCCUCUGUGUCUCUCUCUUCCUGCCUGCAGCCAUCGGUACCAACAGAAGAGAAGUCUGUGACUGCAAUGGGAAGUCCAGCCAGUGCAUCUUUGACAGGGACCUGCUCCGAGAAACAGGAAAUGGGUACCGUUGCCUCAACUGCAUCGACAACACAGAUGGCGUUCACUGCGAGAGGUGCAAGGAGGAGUUCUAUCACCAGCGGGAUGGAGAAAGCUGUCUGCCCUGUAACUGCAACCCCAGAGGCUCUCUUGGCCUGCAGUGUGAUAACUACGGCCGGUGCAGCUGCAAACCCGGGGUGAUGGGCGAUAAGUGUGACCGGUGCCAGCCGGGGUUCCAUUCCUUCUCAGAGACUGGGUGCCGGGCAGGUGGACAAGUGUCGAGUGCUCGGUGUGACUGCGAUCCAGCUGGUAGCGCGGGACAUUGUGUUUCAGGUCACUGCGUCUGCAAGGCAAGUGUCUCGGGAGAGCGAUGUGACAGGUGCAAGCAGGGCUACUAUCAUUUGGAUGCAAGAAACCCCCAGGGAUGUUCCCAGUGCUUCUGUUAUGGCCACUCCGCCAUGUGCACCAGUGCAGAAAAUUACAACAUCCAUAAAAUCACUUCCACCUUCCAGCAAGAUGCUGAGGGCUGGAGAGGAGUAUAUGUGAAUGGGUCCCCUGUACAACUCCAGUGGUCUCCCCGCCAUCGGGAUGUGUUUGUUACAGCCAGGAGAUCAGAGCCCACCUAUUUCCUGGCGCCGGCCAGAUUUCUUGGGAAUCAGCAGGUGAGCUACGGCCAGACCCUGUCCUUUGAUUAUCGCAUGGACCGAGGGGGUCGUCGUCCUUCUUCCCGGGAUGUGGUCCUGGAAGGAGCUGGCCUACGAGUCACUGCCUCCCUCCUGCCUCAUGGGAAGAUGCUGCCUUGCGGCAUCAGCAAGACAUAUACGUUCAGACUGGACGAGCACCUGAGCAGUGGAUGGAGCCCCAAGCUGAGUUACUUUGAGUAUCGCAGGUUACUCGGAAACCUGACUGCCCUUUGGAUCCGAGCCACGUAUGGAGAAUACAGCACUGGGUACAUCGAUAAUGUCACCCUGGUUUCUGCACAGCCGACCUCUGGAGCCCCAGCUCCCUGGGUGGAACGAUGUGUGUGUCCUGCUGGCUAUCAGGGGCAGUUCUGUGAACAUUGUGCUCCUGGGUACAAGAGAGACGCUUCCAACCUUGGGCCUUUCAGCACUUGUGUGCUGUGUAACUGCCAGGGAGGAGGAAACUGCGAUCCAGACACUGGAGACUGUUAUUCAGGAGAUGAAAACAUGGACCCCAAUGCCAGCUGUCCAUUUGGUUUCUACAGGGACCCCUGGAAUCCACAGAGCUGCCAGCUGUGCCCUUGCAGAAAUGGCCAGGGCUGCUCAGUGGCGCCAGGGAGAAAGGAAGUCAUUUGCAAUAACUGCCCUCUGGGAGUCACUGGUGCUAACUGUGAACUCUGUGCUGAUGGCUAUUUUGGAGACCCCUUGGGCGACAAUGGCCGUGUGAGACCUUGCCAGCCCUGCCACUGUAACAAUAAUGUCGAUCCUGGUGCUGUGGGGAACUGUGACCGGCUGACGGGUGAAUGCCUGAAAUGCCUCUACAACACAGCUGGCUUCUCCUGUGACCAGUGCAGGGGCGGGUUCUUUGGGAACCCCUUAGCCCUCAACCCAGCAGAGAAGUGUCAAGCCUGUAACUGCAAUUCGGUAGGUUCAGACCCCCUGAAGUGCAGAAGCGAUGGGAGCUGUGUUUGCAAGCCAGGAUUCGAGGGGCCCAACUGUGAGCACACACAGUGCCCAGCCUGCUACAGCCAUGUGAAAACACAGGUGGAUCAGUACUUGCAGCAGCUGCAGCAGCUGGAGGUUCUUGUGUCUCGGCUGCAGCUUGGCAGUGGGCAAGGGGCCAAUGAGGAGCUGGAGGGGAAGAUGCAACAGGCUGAGGAGACCCUGCGUGAAAUCCUGAGAGAAGCUCUGAGUUUACAAGCCUCUGACAAGUCCCUGGAGAGCCGGAUGUCCAAAAUGAAGGGACAAGAGUCCAGCUACCAGAGCCGCUUGGCCGACAUCAGGGUGACGAUGCAGAGGCUGCAGGCGCUGGGGCGUCAGUACCAGGCCCAGGUGCAGGACAUUAGGAGGCUGAUCGAGAGAGCCCGUUUGGACCUGGGGCAAAGCAAAGUGACCCUGAGUGGGCUGAAUAUUCCAACUUCACAUCCCCCUGGCGGGUCAAAUAGUUUUUUGAUGCUGGCCCAAGAAGCUCUCAGACUAGCAAACAGCCAUGUGCAAUCAGCAAAUGCCAUUGAACAGGCAGUCAGGGCAGCGGUGGAUGACUCAGGACAGGCCCUGGAGCUGGUGCGCUCAGCUGUGAGUGGAGGAGGCAUCCUGGCGAGCUCUGUGCAAGGGCUGCUGCGAAAAUACGAUGAAACCAAAUUGCUGGCCAACGAGCUGGAGACUGACACCAGCAGAUCUGCGUUGGAUGCAGACAGGGCCUAUCAGGGCAGCCUGGUGCUCCUCAGCUCCAUGUCUCGCUUCUCAAAGAUCGACACUGGGUCCUUCCAGGAGGAGGCGAACCGGCUCAGGCAAGAGGCAGACACUCUAAUGGGCUUGGUGGAGACGUACAUGGCAGAAUACCGGCGGCUGCAAAGCAACACUAGAAGCUGGGAGGAAGAAAUCAAACAAUUGUUACAGAGCGGGGAAAGCAAGAGACUGGCUUCGAGUCAGCUGUUGUCCCGCGCCAACCUUGCCAAGAGCAGAGCACAGCAGGCACUGAGUGCUGGCAAUGCCACUUUUUAUGAAGUUGAACUCAUCUUGAAAAAUCUCAGGGGGUUUCACCUGCAGGUAGAUGGUAGGAGAAGAGAAGCUGAGGAAGCGAUGAGAAGACUCCCUCUCAUUAUCAAUAUGGUCACGAAUGCCAAUGAUAAGACUGGACGAGCAGAAGGCGCCCUGGGCAGUGCGGCUACAGAUGCAAAGACAGCCAGAAGCAUGGCCGGGGAGGCAAAGGAGAUCACUGGUAGUAUCCAGCAGGAGAUAAGGCGGUUGAACUUGGAAGCCAACAGGACAGCAGAUGGGGUCCUGGCACUGGAGAAAGGAGUCAUAGCUUUACUGAACGAGGCCAGAGAAGCAGAAAGGGAGCUCACGAGGAAGACUCUGGAGGUCGAUAUGGAUGCCACUGCUGCACAGAAAACUGGUCAGGAGGUGCAGGGUGCCCAUGCCGGUGCCCGUACUGCUGGGGCUGCUGUCCAAGAGACACUGCGUGCCCUGGAAGACUUUCUACAUCUGAUGGAUCAGCCUGGCCCUGUGGAUGAGCAGGCACUGAGAUUGCUCGAACUCAACCUCAGAGGGGCCAGGACGAAGAACAGCCAGUUGAAAGAGCAGAUGGCCGAACUGGAGAAAACGGCCAGUCUGCAGAGGCUCCGGGUUCAGACUCUAGAGAGGAGCAUUAAUGAGAUCCUGGCAGACAUUAGGAACCUGGAGGAGAUUCGCAACAACCUCCCCCCAGGCUGCUACAACACAAAUGCCAUUGAAAAACCUUGAGACCUUUAGGAAGACGCUCUGGACUGGGUCUCUCAGGCUGUAGAUACUAGGGCGUGGCCUGAUGGGUCGUGGGGGAUGGGGAAGCCACGCCUGCUAGGACCAGCUGCCUUCGGCUCUGCUGAGCUGAACACGGACCCUUUGGGGGCAGCUGGUCAGACUCGGUGUGGCAAUGUGCUGACGUUUGCCUCACGACAUCGCGUUUUGAUGCCAACAUCACCACAAGGUGCCCCUGAGCCAGGAAAGCCUUAUACUCUGGUAUCCGUCCCUGGAGUGCAGGAGGAAGGAAGGAGAGACCCGGCUGCAUGAAGAAGCUGC